Molecule: messenger RNA, 2600 nt
Organism: Photinus pyralis (common eastern firefly)
Lineage: Eukaryota; Metazoa; Arthropoda; Insecta; Coleoptera; Lampyridae
Product: sodium-dependent nutrient amino acid transporter 1-like
Exons: 9
Coding region: 360-2231 (623 amino acids)
Biological process (GO): sodium ion transmembrane transport
Cellular component (GO): membrane
Molecular function (GO): L-amino acid transmembrane transporter activity
Source: RefSeq, a predicted model, not a curated record
CAUAUCAAAUUAUCUUAAAUUAUGUUAGAGAGCCAAACCUCAAACUGAGAUGUGACAUACCAAAGAGGCAUCUACAACUAUUAUGGGUUGGUAAAAAACGAUCAAGGACCAUUUAUCUUAAAUCCCUCUCAUUACAUUUCACUUAAACCUUAACAAACAAAGUGAUUAAGAUGAUAAGUAAGGAAAAUAAAGGAACAGCAAUGCUAUCUCGCCAUACCCCACCACGUCGUCGCAAUUACGGUGGAAAUUAGCAAAUUCGACAUGGUUUUUAUCAUUAGGCGACUAUUAUUUACCUAUCAAAUAUAAUUCAUUCCGUACGUUAGCUGCACUCGUUACCUGCAUUCUGUUGGUUAUUUGAGAUGACAUCAAACGCGGAGAAAUUUGGUCAGGAUAAUCCAGGGUUUCAAAUCGAAAACGGAGAAAAUGGCAGGGCGACAAAGGAUUCAGAAACGAAAAUCAAAGUCGACGGUAUCGAAACUGAAAGAGCGCAAUGGGGAAAUGGGUUGGAGUUUCUCAUGUCGUGCAUCGCUAUGUCGGUAGGUUUGGGGAACAUAUGGAGAUUUCCGUUUACGGCGUAUGAAAAUGGCGGGGGAGCUUUUCUGAUACCUUACAUUGUUGUGCUGAUAGUAAUUGGGCGUCCUUUGUAUUACUUGGAGAUGGCACUAGGACAGUUUACAAGCAGAGGGAACGUCCAGUCAUUUUCAAGCUUGAGCCCCGCAAUUAAAGGAAUAGGGUAUGGUCAACUGCUGGGCAGUACUUGUAUAGCCACCUACUACUGUUCACUAAUGGCGUUGACAUUAUUCUAUCUUGUAAGUUCAUUUACUUCUGAUCUUCCUUGGUCACACUGUAAAGUGGAGUGGGAAACGGAAAAUUCUCAAAGAAAUGUCACAUGCGUUUCAUCCAAGGAUACGGAGAGUGUGACUGGUCGGAACAAGAUUAGUUCUUCCGAACUGUGGUUUACAAAGGAAGUGUUGAAAGAAAAGGAGCAGAUUAAUGAUGGAGUAGGUCCUCCCGAAUGGAGACUCACACUGUGCCUGCUAGUAGCCUGGUUUUUAACUUUUGCGGUUUCCGUCAAGGGAGUAAAAAGUUCUGGGAAAGUCUCCUACUUUCUCGCCCUGUUUCCAUACGUUGUUAUGGGUGCGCUUUUAAUACGAGCAGUAACAUUAGAGGGCUCCACUGAGGGAAUGUUGUAUUUUGUAACACCUCAAUGGAGUAAAUUGGCGAGGGCAGAGGUUUGGUACGCUGCCGUUACCCAAUGUUUUUUCUCACUGAACGUCGGACUUGGAAGCAUUAUCAUGUACUCGUCUUACAACAGUUUCGACCACAACAUCAACAGAGAUGCAUUGGUCGUAACGACAUUGGAUACCUUUACUUCUCUUUUGGCGGGUACGACAAUCUUCGGCAUCUUGGGCAACUUGGCACAUGAACUAAACGUGCCGGUUGAGGACGUUGUUAAAUCGGGAGGCACGGGUUUGGCAUUCAUUUCCUAUCCUGAUGCAAUUGCAAAAUUUCAAAGCGUUCCCUGGCUUUUUGCAAUUCUCUUCUUCAUUAUGCUUUUCGUCUUGGGAAUUGGAAGCUUGGUAGCACUUCACGGAUGCGCAAACACAAUGAUCAUGGACAAUUUCCCUACAAUUAAACCUUGGAAGGUUUCGGCGGCGACAGCGCUAUUUGGAUUUCUGGUCGGAUUGGUGUACAUCACGCCGGGUGGACAGUUCAUUUUAACUGUGGUGGAUUUCUUCGGCGGAAACAUGGUAAUCUUCGUCUUUGCCAUUAUUGAGAUAGUUACUCUUAUGUGGUGUUACGGUUCUGAAAACUUUUGCAACGACCUCGAGUUUAUGACUAAACAAAAGGUGGGAAUUUACUGGAGAAUUACGUGGACCAUCAUUACGCCAUUGUUUCUCAUAAUCGUUUUCAUCUACUCCCUCGCCACUCUGACGCGAUUAGAUUAUGGGUCGUACGAAAUAUCCGAUUUGGCUUUGGGACUUGGAUGGGCCAUUGUUUGCGUAAGCGUGAUGAUAUUUGCCUCGUUCUUUGGUGUGAGUUUUUACAAGAAUAGAAAAUUUGGGUUUCCUGCCAUGAUAUGGGAGACUUUCAAUACAACGAACUGGGGACCAGAAAAUCACAGCGUGCGCUUGGCUUGGAAAGAGGAGAAGCUUAGAAAAUCCGCGGAAGUCGCAUCUAGUGGAAAAAUAUGGAUAACACGCAAGCUUAAUUUUUUAAUUGGAAGAUGAUAUUUAUUUAUCGUGCUUGGGCACAGUCCGUUUUUACUAUUUUUUGGCUCGAUUUAAUGUGUAAUUUGGUGUAUGUAACUUAUGUUAAAUUGUAUUUUAAAGAGACUUUCAUGGGCACACGCCCCACGACAAUUCCAAGUGCUUAAACUAUCGAAAAAUAUGUAAUUUUACCAAAAGUGUCGUAGCCUACAGUAAUUUGAUUUGUGAAUUUCUGGCAAGAAUUGCGGUUGUUUGUGUAAAUGGACAAUUUAUGGCGUGACAAAUGUGCAUUAAUUAAAAAUGUAGCUUUCAAUUCGCGUCACUACUCUGUUUAAGCUUGUACAAAAACCUUCGGCCAAUAUUUAUUUUGAAUAAACGUGUUAUUUUUAA